GGCUCUCGGCCGUUUCAUGCAGACAGUCUGGCACCAUUACCCCUUGCUCCUGUCAAGUGUGCACCGUGUCCUUUGGGUACUUUCGGUCCUUUAACGGAGUAAAGCGGAGGCCGUGACCAUGCUGCGGGCCUGUAUGAGAGGGGCGAAGACCACCGCCCGGUGUAACUAUGGACGAACACACCUUAACAAUCUACAGCAACGGCACUACACCACAGGAGAGACCAGCACUGGAGUUAAAGUGGUGACUGCCGGUCUGAUCUCAGUGGUGGGAGGCAUUGGAGGGACGGUGCUCUACGCCAAAUGGGACCCGAAGUUCAGAUCCACAAUGGAGAAAAAUGUGCCAUAUGCAGACUGGCUGUUAGGUGCAGCUUUGGGACCAGCUGUAGAUCCUUUACCAAUAAAGAAAAAGAUGGAAAUGAGCCAGCCACAUAGCAUGAUGGAAAAGACCCUCAAAGAACCAAAACCAGCAACAAAGGUGAAAGAUGUGAUGGAGAAGCCAAGUGCGCCCCUGGGACCUGCAGCCCAAACUAUAGAAGAAGCUUCUGCUGAGGCCACUCACAUCAUUUCAGCCAUGAGUGAAGUCCAGUCAGUCCCAGCUCCACAUGACACAGAAGCAGCUGUAUUGAAGGAAAUGCCUGAGGAAUGCCAUGAGUGUGAAGCUGCUUUACCUGCACUAGAUACAGCACUGGCCCCAGAAACAUUAAAAGAGCGCCCAGUGGAAGAGGUCGCAGCAAGACUUGCUCAGCAGGACCAAGCAGAAAAGGACAUCUUAGACUCUCUUUCAGUAAACUUGGAAGAGUCCUUGGCAAACUCGGCCAAAGCCACACUCACAGCUAUUGGAGCCCAGGAGGUGGCACUGCAGGCCAUUUCAAAGCAUACCCAGAAGCUGAAGGAGGCUAUGGAAGCUGAGGUUCCAGCUGAGGAGAAGUCUGCCCAGUGGAAGGAUCUAGAAGCUGCUCUGAUAAACAGAGGCAGUGCUGUGGAUGAUGCACAUGCAGCUCUGCUAAAUGCUCGGGAGGCUCUGGAGGGCCUCAAGGGUGUUAUCGACAAAUCUAAGAGCUUAACAGUCUCAGCAGCACGCCCCCUAGUGUUGGCAGCUGAGGAAAACCUGCACAAAAUGGUAGUGGACCUGGAUAAAGUGGUGACUAAGGUGCAGGCAGCGGAGUCUGAGUCCAAGGUUGUGUCUCAGUACAGUGAACUGGUGAAUGAAGCCAAGUUGCAGUUCCAGAGGGAAGUUAGCAGUCUCACUCCAGAGAUUCAGGCCAACUGGAAGAGCCUCACUGGCAAACUGACCACGGAUGACCUGAAUGCACUGAUUGCACAUGCCCACCGUCGGAUUGACCAGCUGAACCGAGAGCUAGCUGAGCAGAGGGUCCGAGAGCAGAUCCACAUGGAGUCGGCUUUGGAGCAGCAGAGGCUGGAGCACCAGAAGGCCUUAGAGUCCGCUGUGGACAGCGCUCUACAGCACACAAGGGAGGACGCACGACUCGAGCAGGAGAGGAAGCUGGCAGAGCUGCGAGAGGUGAUGGAGGCAGAGAUGAGGACACAGCUGAGGAGACAAGCUGCAGCUCACACAGACCAUGUCCAGGACGUGCUCAAAGUCCAGGAACAGGAGCUGAGAUCAGAGGCCCAGCAGGUUUUAAGCAGCAAGCUACUGGAGCAGGAGACCUUGUACCGGCAGCUGACCCAGGAGCAGUUGGAUAACUUCACCCUGGACAUGAAUUCGGCGUACGCGCGGCUCAAGGGCAUGGAGGAGGCCAUUGACAGUCAUGUGGUAGCAGAGGAGGAGGCUCGGAGGGCUCACAGGCUCUGGCUGGCUGUUGAGGCUCUGUCUCAUGCCAUGGGCACGGCUCAAGGUGAAUCGACAACCUCUCCCCUGGAGAGCUCUGCACAGGUGGUGCGUGAGAGCUGCGUAAACAAUGAGUUUGCCCUGGCCCUGGCAGCAGCUUUGCCUAAAGAAUCCUUGGAGAGGGGCAUCUACAGUGAGGCAUCUCUGCGCAGCCGCUUCCACUCCCUGCGCCCGGUGGCUCGUAGGGUGGCCCUGAUUGACGAAUCUCAUAACUCCCUGUACCAGUAUUUCCUCUCAUACCUGCAGGCAGCGUUGCUCUUUGAGGCUCCUCACCAAGCUCCGCCCGCUCAGAUCAAGGCCCAGGACUUGGACCCCUUUAAACUGUUGGCAUAUGCUAGCUACUGCCUGGAACACGGUGACCUGGAGUUGGCUGCCAAGCUGGUGAACCAGCUGAGAGGAGAGGCCCGACGUGUGGUGGACGACUGGCUCACAGAGGUGCGACUCACCCUGGAGACUAGACAGGUGGUCAGUCUGCUGUCGGCCUACGCCAAUGCUGUGGGCUUAGGAACCAGCCAGGCAUCCUAGACUGCACUUCACAUUUUUCUUGCAACACAGGACAGCUAAUGCACGUAAUGUUAAUGCAAUUAUUUAAGAAUGACAAAAUCCAAGUUAUGGAUCCUAUCUGGUAGAGAUAGAUUGCAAAUUGUUAUUGGGAGUUGCCCCUGUAAACCUGCACAUCAAAAUAAAGUUUAAAAAAAGUAAGAACACUCAACUGUAGAUAACACUUGGUCCAGGACCUGGAAUAACAAUAACAAUAAGGUCUAACCCAAAAGAAUUGUACACAUUCAGUGAGAGCUUUUUAUGCCAGCUUUCCCACACCCACAUCAUACAACAUAUGACGUGGCACCACUGUAGUUUUUUUGUUUGGUUUAACGUAUACUGCACCACCAAUAAGUAUAGGUGGAGCACUAUAGUAAGAACUACAAAAUACAAAAAACAAUGCAGUCUUAUCAUUUAAAGGCAUUCAUUAUAUGCAUGAGCUUAGAGUUGCCAGAUGAUUUCAAGGUUAUAUUUACAAUAUACUAGUCCAUCUCAAAACAUUUGAAUGUUCUAUAUGUCAUAUAUUUCUCAUUUCAGAAAGUCAUACCCAUAUUUUAUAUAGAUUCAUGUCACAGAGUGAAGCUUUCAAGCCUUUGUUUCUUGACAUUUUGAUAAUUAAGGCUUAUAAGAAUUGAAAAAUUCUGUGUCUCAGAAAAUGUAAAUAGUGUGAAAAACCUGAAUGUUGGAAAGUCAUGGUGUCACACCCUAAUCAGCUAAUUAGCCUACAAUUCUGUCUGGGUCAGAGGGUUACACAAUCACAGGAACGCUGCUGACUGGACAGAUGUCACUGACACCCUCCACAAGGAGGCCACAAAAGGUCAUUGCUAAAGGAACUGGUUGUUCAGAGUGCUGUAUCCAAGCAGAUUCAUACAAACUUGAGUGGAAGAAAAAAAUAUGUUAAGAAAAGGUGCAAAAGUAAGUAUAUUUUUUACUUAUAUAGCGCUUUUCACAGACAUUUGUCACAAAGACACUUUACAGAACAUUUUUCAUGAUGUGAUAAGCUGCUUUUGUAGCCACAGCUGCCCUGGGGCAGACUGACUGAAGCGCAGCUGCCAUGUCGAUCAGGGCCGUCAGUCCCUCCGACCACCACCAUCACUCACGCAUACACCACUUUCAUACUAGGCAAUGUGGGUGAAGUGCCUUGCUGAAGGACCUAACAGCAGUUUUUGUGACUGGCGCCCCCCUGUUGCACCUGAUUUUCCCAGUGUCUCCCAUCCAAGUACUAACCAGGCCCGGCCCUGCUGAGCUUCUGAGAUCUGACAGGAUCAGGCUUUGACAGGCCGGUAUGGCCACUAGGAAAUGAUUGCAGCCUUGAGAAUGCAAAUCCGUUUAUAUAUAUUCUUUAAAGUUAUUUUCUGCAUUUUUUUCUUUUUGAUAUUCUGUCUCUCAAUGUUAAAAUAAACCUACCAUUAAAAUUUUAGACUGUUCAUUUCUUUGUUAGUGGGCAAACCUACGAAAUCAGCAAAGAAUCAAAUUCUUAUUUCCUCCACUGUAUGAGUCUGUAUAAUAUAUGGGUUUGAAUUCAUGAAAUGAGAGGCAUGACAUAAAAAUUUUUGUGAUGGACUAAUACAUAACAUUUUAUUGAGAACCAUAUAAUUUGUGAAAUUGGGUCCAAUCACACAGUAAACUAUAAACAAUAUAAAAUCGAUUUGGGACAUCUCGGUCUCAAUAUGGCUGCAUCUGUUUUUCAGAGUGCAGAAUUGUAAUGAUGUUUUUGGGUUUUCUUAUGUGGUCAUGGCAUUAAAGGACAUCUAUUAUGAUCAACAAAUCAACUUUUCAGAACUUUUAACAAUGUUAUUUGUUUCCACUUCUCAUUUACCCUCUGAAGGUGUAUUAGCAUGUUCAGAGUAAUUUUUAUUCUCCUGCUCCGAAAUUGCCAUUGCUCUGAUCUACCCCCAUAUUCAGUCACCGGUACACACUGACUGCCGUGUUCCUAAUUUGUUGUCAAGUUGUAUUGUCUUAAUCAGUGAAACAUGUAGCAUUUAGGCCUGUUCUGUAGGCAAUUUGGAGUAAAUAAAAAAAGAUCCAUUGCUCUCUA
Messenger RNA from Boleophthalmus pectinirostris (great blue-spotted mudskipper), 4427 nucleotides. RefSeq names its product inner membrane protein, mitochondrial (mitofilin) (gene immt). Gene Ontology annotation, biological process: cristae formation. Bases 119 to 2374 code for a protein of 751 amino acids. The transcript is spliced from 14 exons. NCBI's taxonomy places the organism in Eukaryota, Metazoa, Chordata, Actinopteri, Gobiiformes, Gobiidae. Gene Ontology annotation, cellular component: MICOS complex. The record is from RefSeq and is a predicted model, not a curated record.